Messenger RNA from Urocitellus parryii (Arctic ground squirrel), 2204 nucleotides. It is a transcript of the gene Hhipl2, whose product is annotated as HHIP like 2. Lineage: Eukaryota; Metazoa; Chordata; Mammalia; Rodentia; Sciuridae. The record is from RefSeq and is a predicted model, not a curated record.
CAAACAGCAGCCGGAGUGUUCCCAAGGCCAAAAUGCUGAGAAAGCCCAAGCCUGAUCUGCAUGAUGGUCGGUGUUCCUGGGUCCCCAGGCUCUCUCCCGGCACUGUCUGUCUCUGUCUCACAUUCGUGGGUCAGAUGGGCUUGCUGCAGGGACACCCCCAGUGCCUGGAUUAUGGGCCUCCCUUUCGGCCUCCCCUGCACCUUGAGUUUUGCUCCGACUAUGAGUCCUUUGGCUGCUGUGACCAGCGCAAGGACAACCGCAUCGCUGCUCGGUACUGGGACAUCAUGAACUAUCUCGAUCUGAAGGGCCACGAGCUGUGCGGAGGUUACAUUAAAGACAUCCUUUGCCAGGAGUGCUCGCCCUAUGCAGCCCACCUCUACGAUGCCGAGAACCCUCACACACCCCUCCGGAACCUUCCUGGGCUCUGCUUUGACUACUGCUCGGCAUUCCAUUCUGACUGUCACUCUGCCAUCUCCCUCCUCACCAAUGACCGAGGUCUCCGAGAGUCCCACAAAAAGGACGGUGCCCACUUCUGCCACCUCCUCAAUCUUCCGGACAAGGAUUACUGCUUCCCCAACGUCCUGAGGAAUGACCAUCUCAAUCGCAACCUGGGGGUGGUGGCCGAGGACCAUGAGGGCUGCCUGCAGCUCUGCCUGGCCGAGGUGGCCAAUGGGCUCAGGAACCCGGUCUCCAUGGUGCACGCCGGGGACGGCACCCAUCGCUUCUUUGUGGCCGAGCAGGUGGGAGUGGUGUGGGUGUACCUGCCUGACGGGAGUCGCCUGGAGCAACCUUUCCUGGAUCUCAAGAGCAUCGUACUGACCACUCCGUGGAUCGGGGAUGAGAGGGGCUUCUUGGGAUUGGCUUUUCACCCCAAAUUCCGUCGCAACAGAAAGUUCUAUAUUUAUUAUUCAUGCCUGGGCAAGAAGAAGGUAGAAAAGAUCCGGAUUAGUGAGAUGAAGGUUUCUCAGGCCGAUCCCAAUAAAGCUGACCCCAAAUCGGAGAGGGUCAUCUUGGAGAUAGAAGAACCAGCCUCAAAUCAUAAUGGUGGACAACUUCUUUUUGGUCUGGAUGGCUACAUGUACAUAUUCACUGGGGAUGGAGGGCAGGCUGGGGAUCCCUUUGGCAAAUUUGGAAAUGCUCAGAACAAAAGUUCCCUGCUKGGGAAAGUGUUAAGGAUUGAUGUGAACAGGGCAGGCUCUGACGGCAAGCGCUACCGAGUGCCCUUGGACAAUCCUUUUGUUUCUGAGCCAGGGGCCCACCCCGCCAUCUAUGCCUAUGGGAUCAGAAACAUGUGGCGCUGUGCUGUGGACCGAGGGGACCCCAUUACACGCCAGGGCCGAGGCCGGAUGUUCUGUGGGGACGUGGGCCAGAACAGGUUUGAAGAAGUUGACCUCAUUGUUAAAGGCGGGAACUAUGGAUGGAGGGCAAAGGAAGGGUUUGAGUGUUACGACAAAAAUCUUUGUCACAAUGCCUCUUUGGAUGACAUUCUGCCAAUCUAUGCUUAUGGCCAUGCAGUGGGGAAGUCCGUCACUGGGGGCUAUGUCUAUCGUGGAUGUGAAUCUCCAAAUCUCAAUGGCCUCUAUAUCUUUGGAGACUUCAUGAGUGGUCGACUUAUGGCUUUGCAGGAAGAUAGRAAAACCCAGAAAUGGAAGAAGAGAGACAUUUGCCUGGGGAGCACCUCGUCCUGUGCUUUCCCAGGGUUGAUCAGCACCUAUAGCAAGUUCAUCAUCUCCUUUGCUGAAGAUGAAGCAGGGGAGCUGUAUUUCCUGGCCACCUCUUACCCAAGUGCCUACGCGCCACAUGGAUCUAUUUACAAAUUUGUUGAUCCUUCAAGGCGAGCACCCCCAGGCAAGUGCAAAUAUAAGCCAUUGCCGGUGAAGAUCACCAGUAAGCAAAUCCAAUUCAGGCCACUUGCUGUGACAGUCUUGGACUUGCUAAAGGAGCAGUCGGAGAAAGCUGCUAGACAAUCAUCCAAUGCCACAUUAGCUUCUAGCUCACACCAGGCUUCAUCUCGGAGAGGCUUCUCCAAGAAGCCUGCUUCUCCCACAAGCAGUAAGAAGAUGUCACGAAGGCCUGGUGCAAAGAAGAAAGCCAGAGUGUGGUCCCCAGGCCCCCAGGGGAAGAGGAAGAAGAACCUACAAACCCACCAUGGUGGGAUGAAGCCAUCGGCAAAGCAGAGACCAUCAGGCAGAAAUCUCCCUUGA